AUGCCCAAUGUUGCCUAUGCAGUGUUGCAUUCCCUCUUGAGCAUCCUUAUCCCCUCUACCAAUCUUCUUGUCAUCAUAGUCAUUUGUCAGCUGAGGAAGAAGAAGCCAAGUAGAAACUAUGUCUUCAUCCUUAACUUGGCAGCUGCUGAUUUACUGGUUGGCGUGAUGUGCUUCGGGGAAACAUUGGAUGAUGCAAUAGAUAUAGCAUUGGACAGAAACCUAACCAUUUGUCUCUUGAGGAUCUGCAUGAGCAUUACUCCCUGCAUUGGCUCCAUACUGACCUUGCUCUUGGUUUCCCUGGACAGGUACUUGGCUGUGAAGCUGCCCCUGUAUUAUCCUACCCUCAUGAGGAAAAAGCCCAUCAUCUUCUCUCUUGUUGUCCUGUGGAGUGUUUCUGUACUGGUAGGGCACAUGCCACUUAUUUCCUCUUACCUGAAGCAGAGUAAUUUCACGGGUGAGUGCGGGCUCUUGUCUGCCACCAAGAGUGACUAUCUGUUCAUAAUCUGCUUUGGUAUCUUCAUCCCUGCUUUGUUGACCCUCAUCUGUUUGCACAUUUCAGUGGGAAGGAUUGCUUACCUACAGCACAAGAGGAUCCGGCAUGCCUGCCUGCACAUGGAGACCUCCUCUGCUCAUCGCCGCCAUUUCAAAGCACUGAGGACAGUCCUUGUGGUGAUCAUCUGCUUCAUUCUUUUCUGGGGCCCUUACUAUGUGACAGCCAUCGUGAGAGCUACUUGCAGUUCCUGCAAGCUGAGUCAGCUGCUGAAGGAUUUACUAUUCAUUCUAGGAGAAACCAAUUCUCUGAUCAAUCCUUUCAUCUACUCACUGUACUGCAAGGAUAUAAGAACACAGCUUUCCAAAAUGAUGAAGUGCAAGGCCAAAGGCCAAAUAAAACCACGUAGGUCUAAUGACCUGGCUCUGAUCCAUUUCAACAUGAGGACUCAAAGGAACUUAGCCUCUGGAGGAGCCAUGAGACACGAUUUAUCUGGGGAUCAAGCUUCUAACUCUCCUUCGGUCAAGAGUUCUUCAGACUUCAAAACAGUGUUCUCAAUAUCUUGA
Molecule: messenger RNA, 1056 nt
Organism: Eublepharis macularius
Lineage: Eukaryota; Metazoa; Chordata; Lepidosauria; Squamata; Eublepharidae
Product: glucose-dependent insulinotropic receptor-like
Exons: 1
Coding region: 1-1056 (351 amino acids)
Biological process (GO): G protein-coupled receptor signaling pathway
Cellular component (GO): membrane
Molecular function (GO): G protein-coupled receptor activity
Source: RefSeq, a predicted model, not a curated record